This is a messenger RNA of Ambispora leptoticha, 1275 nucleotides long. Lineage: Eukaryota; Fungi; Glomeromycota; Glomeromycetes; Archaeosporales; Ambisporaceae. The record is from the annotation of a GenBank genome assembly.
AUGGACCAAGGAGAAUAUAUUUAUCAAUAUUUGAAAAACCACCCUGACGCCUCCUAUGAUGAAAUUAAAAAGAAAUACAAUGAGUAUCUAGAAUCCCAAGAAGAUUCUAAGGCCCAUAAUAUUACAUCAAAAUCCCCCAUGGAUUCAUCGAAGGCGUCCGUGGAUGCAGCGUUCUUUGGUGCUUACUAUGAUCCACACGACUUCAUUAAAAGCAUCCUCGAGGAUUUGGACUCGCACGUCGAAAAUUGGAUUAAAGAAACUAUGUAUGCAAACUACACCUCGGUCACACAAGCAAGCGGCAUGGGAAAGUCACGGAUGGUCAAACAACUAGCAGAAGAGGGGGUUUAUGUUAUCUAUUGUUGUCUUCGGCUUUCUGGUUCUGGUUACCCACCACAAUCACACAUAGCAAAAUAUCUACUUGACUCUUACGAUAAACUACAUUUCGUCGCCUAUUUCAUCUCUUGUCUGAACAAAUUAGCGGAUACCCCUGGUACAAGUUCGACUGAUUGGUAUAAUCAGCAAAUUGCUCGAGAGAACGACGGCGCAAGUCAAGAAAACGCGCGGGAAUUUUGGGAUGACAUCAGAUUACGCAUGGAGAAUUUAAAGAGAGGUCUUGCCGACGGUGAUGCGUCAGCACGUUUGCGACAGAGCUAUGAACGUGCCUUGAGAGCAUAUCCCAACAUUCGCAAUAUCCCUCUCCCCAAGAAUAUAUUGCGUAUUUGUUUUGUGUUUGAGGAAGCACGGUGUCUUCUUGAAGUAGGACCUAUCACUGAAAAAAGUGGAAGUAAGACGGCUGACAAGAACCUAGCAUUUUAUAACAUGCGUCGCGCUUUGGUGCACUUUGAUGAUAAGGUUAACGUGUUUACAUUGGUGAUGGAUACUGUAUCUCGGCUGUCCAAUUUUCAACCAAUACGAACUGCAGAUCCAUCAGCUCGUGUCGCGACUGGAGGAAAACGUUUGUUUGAACCGCUCUAUCUAUGUGUUACAACGGAUGUCAUGGCUAAAAGAAUCGAUAUGAAGAGAAAGCUGGAAGAUGCCGUUCGUCCCUCCAUUCUUUAUCGAUAUGGUCGGCCAAUGUGGGGUGCUCAUAUUGACAAUCGAGGACGAGAAGACAUGGAGACAUACCUUCGAAAACUUGUGUUACUUGCUUUCGAAAAAAUUAUUGGAGGGAAAAGUCCUUCAACUGAAGUAAUUGACCAUACAUCGGCAUUAGCAAUUCUUGCUAUCCGCUUAUGUUUGCAUGUAUCACCACUUGCUCAACUGUCAGCCGAAUUG